This is a messenger RNA of Linnemannia hyalina, 594 nucleotides long. The record is from the annotation of a GenBank genome assembly. Lineage: Eukaryota; Fungi; Mortierellomycota; Mortierellomycetes; Mortierellales; Mortierellaceae.
AUGUCGGCAGCGCCACCAACAGCACUACGAAACGCUUAUAUCGAAAAGACAGCAACCAUCGAGCGGUCUUGCUUUAUCUGUAUGAAGAUGACGACAAAAGUGCUGACAGCCAAGGACGGAGGCGACUUUUUCUAUAUCUGCGCAACCCACCUCCAGGACCCAGGAUUCGCCAAAGGCGAAGGGUUCCCCCCCGUACCCACCGCAGAAGCCCUCGCCGCCGUCGCCGCCAUCCGCAAAAAGAAGGAAGAAGCCGAAAAAAAGAAAGCCGGCCCCACCACACCAGCAGCAACAACAACAGAGGAAGACAAACGCUCACACGCCGCAAAACUAGGAUCCGCCAUGUUUUCAGGACUGGGUUCGGUGGCGACCAAGGCUGUGGGUUCAGUAUCGGCGUUCAUUAAUGAUGAGGAGGCGACAAAGGCGAGGAUACAGGCUGCAGAAUUGGAGAGACGGCAGGAGGAGGCGAGGAAGAAACCGGCUUAUUGGGUAUUGCAUAGGGAUAUCUUUUAUUUGAGGCAGGUCGAGGCCAAAAAGAAGGUUGCCAAGAAGACUUUGGGUGGUAUUGCCUUCCCCAAGGUUCCUGCUGGCAUUUGA